Epinephelus lanceolatus (giant grouper) is the source of this 4129-nucleotide messenger RNA. RefSeq names its product tetratricopeptide repeat domain 34 (gene ttc34). Gene Ontology annotation, molecular function: protein binding. Lineage: Eukaryota; Metazoa; Chordata; Actinopteri; Perciformes; Serranidae. The record is from RefSeq and is a predicted model, not a curated record.
GCCCAGGUUUUCUGUUCUCGGGACCUUCAGUAACACAAAAUGAAGUGACACCGUAUCGGUGACAUCAAUGUUGUCAUCACUGUGAACAGGUGAAGAGAGGAAAACAGCUACAGAGGUCCUGCUGCCUGAUGAUGACUGCUCUGGUCCGACCUGGAGUUAAUGUUUCAGGGCUAUGUGAGGAUGGAGAUAAGCUCCUUGAGGCUGGAGAGUUGGGGAGAGCUACCUCUCUGUACAUGUCUGCCUUCAGGACCCAUGCUGCCUCCACCGUGUCCCACAUGCGGAAACUGAACUCAGGCCUGGAUGGGGUGAUUGAUACUUUAGAAAGCUGGCUCGACAGUCAUGGGGAGGACCAGCCCACUGAGGGUCUCAAUAAAGGCCUUGCAGCUGUGUUUCUGUCCACACUGUGCCCCAACAAUCUGUCAGCCACCAUUUUCAAGAUGGAGUCUCUCCUUCAGAGUGGCGGGCAGGGCUGCGAGGAGAUUUUUGCUCGCUGCACUGCUCUGCUUGAUGGGAUGCGAAACCCUCAUCCACAAGGUGCGACUCGCAUGGUGUUGGAGAUAACUCGUGCCCUGGCCUGCUUGUUCACAGAGCCUCACAGUAUCAAGGGACUGAAGCUUUACCUCAAAACCUACCAGAAUAACAAAUCUGAAACUGUCUCACUGGUGAAAAGCAGACAAGCUCAGCACCUUCCCAAAAUAGUGAAGGCCUUUACAGACCAAGUGCUGCACAUACAUCCCUCUUUAAUAUUUGACAGUGAGUGUGUGGUGGCAACAAAAGAGAAUGAUAAACUAAAUGUAGAGAUGACUUCUACAAUUAUUGAGUUUUUGUUGGCUAUCUCACCCUGUAAUAAAGAAGUGCAGGAGCUCCAAGCAGCAUAUUUGUUUUUGACAGGCAGGUUUGGGGACAGUGCAGAGGUGUACUCUGCUCUAUUGCAUCAUAAUUAUUCUCAGAAAAUGUCAGAGAGUAGUGCAGAGAAGUCAUUUCAAGACUCUGCUGAGAGGACAGCUAGACUCUUAACUAGUCGAGCGGCUGCCUGCUUGUCAGCCGGUGGACGGACUGCGGAGGCGUGCAGGGAUCUGGGGGAGGCAUUUGAGAUCCACCCUGCCACUGCCCGAAUUUAUUUUCAAAAGCUAUUCACAGAUUAUGGUACAGGGGUGGCUGCUCGCAACCAUCUCCGUCAGCAGGCAGAGAGAGGCCUGUCUGGUUACAGAGAAAGGGUCCUCAUCCGUCCAGACCUGAGGUCCACUGAAGGAGUCGAGCUCCUGGACCCUGUGAUCACACAGUUACGGACUCUGUGCCAUUUAGAGGCAGACGGGGGAGGCAGAGAGCUACGGGUACGACUUGCUGACUGUCUUCUCCUCAGAGGGGAACACAAAGAGGCCCUCUCUAUCUGUAGCCAGCUAGCUGCCGCCCAAGGUCAGCAGAGCUAUCAAAACACAGUGCAGGUGCUUCGUGGAUAUGCACGGCUUCUCUCAGAUGACCGUAAGGGGGCAUUAGAAGACUUUCAGGCUGUGAUUGAACACAAUGCUCCUCACCCGUCCAGCUGUGUGCGGGCGCUCUGUGGCAGGGGGCUCCUGCGCAUGAUGGGAGGCUUCAACUACCUCACAGCUCUAGACUAUGUGACAGCCAGUAGGCUUCAUCCUCAGGAAACAGCACUGACUGUUCGCUGCUUGGUGCCAUGGAACUACCGGGGGCUGCUGUUUACUGUUUUACUGGAGCAGGGACGAGUCAUGCUGGAGGGGAGUGGAGAGCAUGAAUCCAAGUCCAGGUCCAGUGGUGGCUCCCAGCAGGCCCAGCAGAGGGAUCAGCCGCAGGCCCCAUCAAAGAGAGACAACCACAGAUCAGGGACUCCAGCAGGUGUCCAGUCUCUGGCUGUGCUCCUGAUGGAGCUCCAGCCUAGUGCUGAUGGGUCUCAGAUCCUAGCAGCAGAUGCCUUGUACCAGCUUGGCCGGGUGGAGGAGGCCUACCGGCUACUACUUUCCAUCGGGCCCACCAGUCCUCGAGCUCCCAUCCUGGCUCGUCUCGCACUGCUGCAGCUGCACAGAGGCUUUCUGUAUGACACCAAUCAGCUGCUGAAAAAGCUCAUUCAGUGUGGUGACACGAGCUGCUUGCGCCCCCUGUUGGCAGUGGCACAACAGAAGGAUCGAGCCCUGCUCCAGGCUCACUGCCACUCUGCUGCAAAACGCAUCCUGGAGGGCUCGCGAGAGGAGAGCAGCGUCAGGGAGGCUGUGGCAUACCUCUCCAUCGCUAUCAUGGCCUCUGGUGGUGAGGCAGCAGAGUCUCUGCUGGAGAGAGCGAGGUGUUACGCCCUGCUGGGCCAACGAAAGACAGCCAUCUUUGAUUUCAGUGCCAUUUUGAAGGAGCACCCAAAACACGUCCAGGCUCUCUGCGGAAGAGGCUUUACCUAUCUCAUGCUGAACCAACAAAAGGAAUGCACUCAUGAUAUCCUGGCAGCACUCCAGAUAAACACUGACAUAGUCACCAAAGACAUCCUGUCACUCAAGGAAAAGGCACGGAAGCUUGUCUGCGAUUGGCUGCAUCAGUUCUGUCGGACCAAUCUGUCAGACAUCCUGCUCGCUAAUGCCGUCCCCUGCCAUGAGGAGCAGCUCAGAGAGGCUUUUAUAAUUGGUGGAGCUCUGAUGAGGACUGACUGCAGAGACCCCAGAUGGCAUCUCCUCUAUGUGGACAUACUCUUAGCCAAAGGUGAAGUUAAGGCAGCAAGCGCUCAUCUGUGCCAGGUGUUUGGCCAGGAGCCAAGAGAUGCAGUGGCUCAGGCCAGGGUGGGUGUGGUUGAGGCCUGGCACCAGAACUACCGCAGCGCAGCUUGCAGGCUCAGCAAACUGACUGAGAAAGAUCCAUCCAUUCUGGUCUUUCUGCUGGCCCUGAUCCCAUUCAGUCAGCGAAAACGCAUGGCACAGGCAGCAGCACAGGAGGCCAGCAGUGUGUCAUCAGCUGGCCAGUGGGAUCAGGCCCUUACACUCCUUACUGUGUCAGUACAAGCAGUGGGCAAUCACAAACUCCAUUAUCUUCGCCAACGGGCUGCCUGCCUCGCUCAGCUGGGCCUACAUGAGCGAGCCAUAGCUGACCUGGACAGAGUUAUCCAGAAACACAAUGGCUCUGACUCCAGCUGCUCCGAGGACCCCCAAGUCUGGGCGGAGGACCUGUGUCGGCGGGGCCGCAGCCUGGUGCUGUGUUCCAGAGAAGCAGCAGCUCUGGAGGAUUUUACUCUGGCCUUGGAGCUCCACAAGAACCAGACCAUCCAGUGUGUGGAGGCUGGGCUGGGCAGGCUGCGUCUGGCUGAGUGCUUCCUGCGGGGGGCGCUGCAGCACUAUGGGGAGCAGCAGUUCAGUAAAGCUUGGACAUUAAUUGAAUGUGGCCUUGUUGUGGACUGUGAGAACACAGAGCUGCGCAGACUGAGGGCGAAGGUCAAACGAGAAGUGGCCAGCCCCUGCAAUGUCAACUAGGAUUUAUAAUCCUAAGUGCACAGGAGCUCCAACUGACCUCACAUAAUGUAGCCAUGUCAUUGCCUGUACUUUAAGAUGUUGUAUUGUGGAGGAACGAUCUAACUGAUGAGAGAUCUUCUUGAUGGUUCUUUGAGGCCACGGUGCUCAUUAUAUUCAAAUUAUGUUUUCCAAUUUCAGUCUAAAUUUGUAGCACUAACAACAGUGUUUGGAGGUACUCGUGUCCACCAAAGUGUUUUUUCUCAGCUAAGACAUUUUGGUUGCAUCUGAUUGCUAUGAUACAGAAUAUCUGCAGAAGAAAAAAUGUCGGCACAAGGUAAAGUGCUUGCUCUGGAUAAGUGAAUGCUGAAGCACGUAGGGAGAAAGCCAAACCCAACGGUCUAUGUGAAACAUAUAUUAAUAUAAAUACAGUAUAUUAAGAUAUGUCUCUUUCAUAGUUGUUGUUGUUCAGCACAUGUAAGAUGUAAUGGUUGGUCUUCAUGGUAUUUUUCCUUCCUAUCCUGUGAUUGAAUGGCUGGGUAAAAAGUGACAGUGAUGAGUGUAACGUUUUUCCCAAAGCUGAACAUUUUCCACUCUCAGCAUUCACUGAGUGCCUUGUCAUGCUGCUGGCAUUUGUAACAUAGUGCAAAUGUGCAGCGCUUCCCUGGCAGAGAAUUUUAAAAAGACAC